GUGCCAUCCCCUUGCCACCAGGGGUAAUAUUUAGCACCAAUCAGAAAGGAGAUACUGGGGGUGAGAAUCGGAGGGGCAGUGGGGAGCAGGAGCUGAGUGAGACUUUGCCCCCCGCAGGCAGACAGUCAGGCUAUUAGGGAAGGGGCUGCCCCCUCAUUACAUGAGGGGAGGGGAGAGCAGCGUCGGUGUCAGUCCCCCCCGGGCACCAUGAUCCCAGCACUGACUCUGCUCUCCCUCUGUGCCACCUGUGCCCCCCCUGCUGCUGGGAUGCCAGUUGUUGUGGCGCCAGCUGUCAGGCCCAAAGUGCCACCCCCCAGCACCCAAGGGCCCCCGGCUCAGCCCACACCGACCCAGAUGGCUGAGAGCUUGGGCAGGGAGCCCCGGGGGGCCAAGGCAAGGGCCAAAGUCACCGUGGACAAUAACACUGGGCCCAGAGAGAAGUUCCCAGCAGGGGCCCAACCAGAGGGGCAGAACUUCUAUGGAAAUGCUAAACUGCCCCAGGCCGGACCCCCCCACAGCGCCUACUCUCUGCUCCAUCAGAAGAAAAGCUCUCUGGCUGCCCCCCAGGGGGGCAAUCUCCAGGGCCACAAACGCAGCAAGAAUAACGACCCAAUGGAAAGUAACCGGCCCGGUACCAGACACCGAGAGGCUGGGAGCAAUUUCACCAAAGCAUCAUGGGUAACCAACCGCCACCCUUCCAGUGUUCUCUCCCAACUGCCAGCCUGCAGAAAAGGCUUUGGCAGCAGGGAGACGUGCACUGGCGAGUGCCCCCGGGACAUGGGGGAGAGGGAGGCCUAUUGCAACAGUGACUUUGCGGUGAAUGGCAUAGUGCAGGAUAUGGAAAGUGUGGGCAAGGGCAGCCGCCUGGUGACCCUGUUGGUUGGCAGAGACGGGCUCUACAAAAUCAACCGCCUCUAUAUCCGCCCCGACGGCGUCUUCUUCCGAGUGAAGAUCCUGCUGGCGAACACCUCAUCCUGCCCCAAGCCGUGCCCGGAGCUCAAGCCAGGGGUCAGAUACAUCCUUAUGGGGCAGAUUUACCAGAAGAGAAUGACCCUCCCAGCGGCCAUGCAGCACAUUGUCGGGGGCCGCUUCGGGGCAGGCGAUGGCAUUAUCAGGAGCAGCAGCUAUGUGCAGAGAUACAACCGUAGGAGGGGGCGCAACGUGCUGGCAGCUUCCCACUCCAAAUGCACAUGAAUGGCAGAGGGCACGGAAUGAGCCGGUCUCCCCUCUGCCUCACACAGUGGUAUGUGCCAGUUACCCCAGGCCAACCUGCCAGCCAUAUAAUAAAGGGGCAGGAGAAAUACAGUUGGUACAUCCCCCAUCAGCCUAAUGGUGCAGCCCAUCUAGCCUGGCAAGCUGGCCAGGGCCGGCCCACUGUGAUGCAGAGAGGGGUACAUGCUCCCAGCUGAUUGGCUGCUGUCAGACCUCAAGUUCUCAUCACAUUAACCCUUUAGCAAGGAAAGGGGUAAAAAAGCAGCAGAAAAUAUCUAUGCAAGUCCCAAAAGGAAGGGUGGGUGACGCAGAGCAGCUAUGGGGGGCUUCACUCCUGGGACUUACCCCUGCAGCCAAUCAUGGAAGCUCUGUAAAUACAUUUACUGCUACGUGGGAAAUACUGCUUCACUUCUACAAUAAAGUGGAUUUGUAGCUGCUACU
Messenger RNA from Xenopus tropicalis (tropical clawed frog), 1653 nucleotides. RefSeq names its product chromosome 9 c17orf58 homolog (gene c9h17orf58). Lineage: Eukaryota; Metazoa; Chordata; Amphibia; Anura; Pipidae. The record is from RefSeq and is a predicted model, not a curated record. The coding region runs from base 208 to 1194 and encodes 328 amino acids. The transcript has 5 exons.